This is a messenger RNA of Elgaria multicarinata webbii, 522 nucleotides long. RefSeq names its product large ribosomal subunit protein uL15-like. The transcript is spliced from 4 exons. Gene Ontology annotation, cellular component: cytosolic large ribosomal subunit; ribosome. Bases 145 to 480 code for a protein of 111 amino acids. Gene Ontology annotation, molecular function: structural constituent of ribosome. Lineage: Eukaryota; Metazoa; Chordata; Lepidosauria; Squamata; Anguidae. Gene Ontology annotation, biological process: translation. The record is from RefSeq and is a predicted model, not a curated record.
GUUGUGUGUGUUUAACAUAUUUUUCUUCUUCUUAAGCCUUCAAGACUGAGAAAGACCAGGAAACUGCGGGGUCAUGUCAGCCAUGGCCAUGGCCGUAUUGGUAAACAUAGAAAACAUCCUGGAGGACGUGGUAAUGCUGGGGGCAUGCACCACCACAGAAUUAACUUUGAUAAAUACCAUCCUGGUUAUUUUGGAAAGGUUGGUAUGAGACAUUACCAUCUGAAGAAAAACCAACACUUCUGCCCCACAGUGAAUCUAGAUAAGCUCUGGACACUUGUUAGUGAGCAGACAAGGCUCAAGUAUGCCAAGCAUCCAGCCGGGUUAGCCCCUGUUAUUGAUGUUGUACGCUCGGGAUAUUAUAAAGUCCUGGGCAAGGGGAAACUGCCCAAGCAGCCUGUAAUUGUGAAAGCAAAAUUCUUCAGCAGAAAAGCAGAAGAGAAAAUAAAAGAAGUUGGCGGAGCCUGCGUGCUGGUGGCAUAAGGACAUCUCUAUGUACUUGGUUUUAAUAAACAUUAUUCCAGA